This is a messenger RNA of Ooceraea biroi (clonal raider ant), 1023 nucleotides long. RefSeq lists its product as uncharacterized. NCBI's taxonomy places the organism in Eukaryota, Metazoa, Arthropoda, Insecta, Hymenoptera, Formicidae. The record is from RefSeq and is a predicted model, not a curated record.
UGCAAGAAGUGUGACAGCAGCCUUAUCAUCAUCAAAUAAUGCUUGCGGGUAAUGCGGUCGUGAUAAGCGAGGAGCGUCGCCGUUGCGCCGACCUGCGCGAUCGCUUUGCGGCCCGUCGUCACGUCACCGAGAAGUACUACGAUUGCCUACAAUGUGCCGAACAGUGCCGUCACGUGGACAGCAACAAUGCUGGUGGCAGCGGCGCCAGCAACAGCAACAACAACAUCUACUACUACAGCUACGGUAACAAUUGUCACGGUGGCAAGAGCAUCAGCAACACCGUCGUCAAUCGCAUUCGGGGUAAUCACGGUCCACCGUUGUCGCACGUGGCACUUCACCGCGGCAAAGAGGCAUCGCCCAUGAAGUCACCGCCACCCGACGAGGUCAGGAGAAUUCGCAACCUCAUGAAGAACAACCCGGGUAAGUCCCUGACGCGAUAUCAAUCCGCCCACCUGACACCCGCCAAGAAAAGAUCUUCCCUGGCAAGACCGGUGCGCAUCCACGACACCUUCGUGCAGCCCAGGCGAUUAAUGCCCGAGGAGGAAGAAGAGGAAGAGGAUGAGGACGAGGACGACGACGAGAUAGACGAGAAGGAUCGUCGUCAGGAUCCGCAGCAGCGUCAGCAGGCAGCGUCGUGCAAGAAUCCGUGGUGGUGGCAGGAUCACCGAGACCGUCAGCAGCCUAACGCGUCGAACUAUGCCUAUCACCGGGAUGCUGAGGACGGGAGCGCCGGUUGGCCUAUACGGUUGCGGUUCGAGCAGAUGCUCGAGCUGACAUUGCCGCAAACCAAGCGCAAGAAGAAGAAGAAGAAGAAGAAAAAGCCGCCGGCGGCGGCGGCAACGACGGCGACGGCGACGGCGACGAUGAUGUUGAUGAAGCAGCAGCAACGCAGCCGACACAAUUUUAAGGACACCGAACGACUCCUCAAGGUACUCAGCAUCAACAAUGUGGACCAAGAUAACAGAUACAACGUCAAACGAUGUUCCGUCAUGUAAAAAGUAGAAUUUAAAAAAAGGGAAAAAA